AUGCCUACGCCUGCCCAAGAUGGAUUGCAGCAUGUGGCUGCCUCCGCCGUUUUUUGGCCCCGCAAGCAUCGGCCUGCACCCUCGCUGCCUCGGAUCAAGAUCGGGUGUUUGACCUCGUCAUUGUGGGCUCCUCGAGGCGCCAAACAGAGCGUGGAUGUCCUGCAUGCUCGACGCGUCAGGCAAGAGCGUACGGCGGCUUCUGCGGCGGCGCUGGAGGCAGCGCGUGCGUACUUGCGGGAACACAGGUCAAGCUCGCUGCCCGCCGCCGAGCCACCGAUUGCGACCACCAACCUCACAAACACAAGGUCAGAUCAGGGCUCGAUUGAAGCCAUCCCCGACGGUGGCACGGACGCAAACGACGCAGAGGAAUGGGCCGUUGAACAGGCACAGGCUGGGGCUGAGGCUGAGGCUGAGGCGGAGGCUGAUAGCGAUGCAGCAGAGGGUUUAGCACCAAACCCCCCGGGCGGCAUCUUCCGCGAAUGGGGGUCCACUGUGUCCGGGUUGGAUGAUGGUCGCUUGCGCUUCCAAGCUCAGGCCCCUUGUCUGUCUCAAGAAGAGAAGAACGGGUCUGUGACCCCAAGAGGACUUUUCCACAAGAUGCUCCCGCCAGACAUCAUCGAACGAAUGCUACGCGCCACGAACGAUCAGCUCGUGGGCAAACCGCUGUCCAAGGACGAGCUGUUGGGCUAUCUGGGCAUCCGCAUGAUAGCUGCCAACUUCUCUUGUUCGGCAGAGCGCUUAUGGCGCACCUCCAUGCAACAGGGCAGAUUUGAUACGCGGCCAUCGAUGCAGGAGGUCAUGUCUUUAAGGAGGUUUCGAGCCAUCUCGGCAGCAUUGCGUCUGACAGACACGCCCUUGCCCGCAUAUGAUGACCCCAUUUUUGAGGUCAGGGAGAUGGUCAGCUCUUGGAAUGAGCACAUGCAAUCGGUCUUCCGCCCGUCAGAUACAGUCUGUCUCGACAAGUCAACGGCAGUCUUGAACAACAAGCGGCGCCCUUCCGUGGUGUUUGUGGGUCGCAAGCCUCAUCCUGUGGGCAAUGAAUAUCAUACUGUCUGUGACUCGCAGACCAAGAUUAUGUUGGCCAUGGAGUUUGUGGAGGGGCGCACACGGCCGGUGCAACUUGGACUUCCGGAAUACGAGGCCGACCACGGGAAGACGACCGGCCUCCUUUUGCGCCUGACCCAAAGCUUGGCCAACCUUUUACCUCGUGCUGUUGUCAUGGAUAGCGCCUUUUGCGUCGUCGACGCACUCUUCCAACUCAAGCGCAAGCAUGGGCUGCUCGCGUGCACGGUUGCGAAAAAAAAGCGAUACUGGCCCCGCCACCACGUGCCUGGGGACAAUGUCUUGGAGUACAUGCGCGACAAACCACCAGCUGAACUCCACGGGCGAUACGGCGUGUACGAGGACAUGCCAUUGCAUCUACAUGCCGUGAAUCAUGGUACAUACACGUUCAUCACGCUCGCCACGUAUGGGAGCAUCAGACCAACAGGCACGCCGCGAUUCUAUGAAGCGCCCGAUGGUCGCGUCUAUCGUUAUCGUCGCAUCGAGGCUAUUGACGACUACUACCAGGCCCGGCAUGCUGUCGAUGAUCACAACUACUUGCGGCAGGGUGGAGGACAAUUCUUUGAAGAGGGAUGGGCUUCCAAGUCUUGGGGUAUCCGCCAGUUCAACUUCAUUUUGACAUCCAGCCUGGUGAACGCGUACCUUCUGCAGCAACAUUUCGUCGCACCAAACGACAACCAACGGCCGCAAACGAUGGCUGACUUUUGCCUCGCGGUUGGCACUGAGCUGUGCGACGCAUGGGAGGAUGCUCGAGCUCGAGACGCUCACGUUAUCCCCAGUGCGCGCUCUUCGAGCGGUGGUUCGAUCACCCACGUCUUACUGCCGAUUCCCAAAUUUGAAGGUGCCCGGCCUGUCGUUGCGGUAAGUGCUGAUCUGUGUGUGUGUGUGUGUGUGUGUGUGUGUGUGUGUGUGUCACUGGCAGCCAGGAUCGGGAUCAGGACGGGACCGGGACCGGGACGGGGACGGGAUCGGGCAGGAUGGAUGGCUCGGAUAACACGUACUAUGGCCACGGCGUCCCGCGCGGGCAAGGCCGAGCAGCCCUGCUAUUACCUCGGUCUGGAUUCGAGCACUCAGGGACUCAAGGCAACCGUCGUAGACAAUGAGCUGGAGAUCAAGUUUGCGACCGCCAUCAACUUUGAUCGUGAUCUGCCCCAGUUUGGUACAAAAGGCGGGGCUCACGAAAAGGGCGAGGUCGUGACAGCGCCGGCCGCCAUGCUUCCUGCCGCUCUCGAAAUGGUGCUGGGCAAGAUGAAGGAGGCCCAGUUUGACCUUGGCAACAUUGUCUGCAUCUCUGGUAGUGGUCAACAACACGGCAGCGUGUACUGGGCCAAAGGUGCGAGCCAAGCCCUGGCCAGCUUGGAUCCGGCCAAAGGUCUCCAUGAGCAGCUGCAGUAUGCCUUUAGCGUCCCCGAGUGCCCCAUCUGGAUGGACUCUAGUACCACUGAGCAAUGCGAACAGCUGGAAAAAGCCGUGGGCGGCCCGGAAGCCAUGGCCCGCCUGACAGGCUCCCGUGCCUUUGAGCGCUUUACCGCCAAUCAGAUUUUGAAAAAAUACCAGCAGACGCCUGAAGCCAUGGGCAACACAGAGCGCAUCAGCCUGAUUAGCUCGGCCAUGUGCUCACUCCUCAUGGGUGCGUAUGCUCCCAUCGACACAAGCGAUGGCGCAGGCAUGAACCUCAUGGCUCUCGAAUCCGAGAAAUGGGCUCCGGAAAUCAUCGACGCCAUCGACCCAAACCUUGGAUCACUCUUGGGCUCGCCCAAACCGGCACACGAAGUCGUUGGCACUAUCUCGCCUUAUUUUGUGGAGCGCUUUGGGCUGGCCAGCACCUGUCAAAUUGGCGCCUGGUCCGGAGAUAAUCCCAAUAGCGUUGCUGGGCUUGGUCUCUCCGGUGCUGGCGAGGUGGCGAUCAGCCUCGGUACCUCGGAUACCAUCUUCAGCAUCAUUGACAAGGCUCAAGCCAACCCUGGUGUCGAGGGCCACUUUUUCCCAAACCCCAUCGACAUUAAGAGCCACAUGGCCAUGCUUUGCUAUAAAAAUGGCUCGCUAUCUCGCGAGGCCGUGCGAGACCGCGUGGCGCAGAAUGAUUGGAGCACUUAUCAAGAACUGGUUGAGUCACGGCCGGCUGGUAACGAGGGGUUUAUGGGCUUCUUCUUUGAUCGGCCCGAGAUUAUCCCUCACGUGCUGCAGCCGGGCGUGCGUCGCUUUGCACCGGACGGCUCGCGCUUGGACGCUUUUCCCGAGCCCUCCAUCGAGGCCCGCGCCGUUUUGGAGAGCCAGUUUAUGAGUAUGCGCUCACACGGCACCAAGCUGGGCUUGGACCCCCACGACAUUAUUGUCACGGGUGGCGCAUCGGCCAACAAAACCAUUGUGCAGGUUAUUGCCGACGUCUUUGGCUGCCCAGUGCGAGCUGCGGCGCAGACCGACUCGGCCUCACUGGGCGCAGCGUAUCGUGCGUUGCAUGCAUACAAGUGCCAGGAGGCAGGGGCCUACGUCUCCUUCCGUGAUGCCUUGGGUCAUGACACGCAAGCGCAUUUCAAGCUCGUGGCAGAGCCCAACAUGGAGAACCACAAGGUCUACACAGAUCUUUUGCCCCGCUAUGAGGAGCUUGAAGCUCGCGUGGUUGGCGAAAAUCGUCGUUCAUAG
Messenger RNA from Monosiga brevicollis MX1, 3705 nucleotides. RefSeq lists its product as uncharacterized. The transcript has 14 exons. Gene Ontology annotation, cellular component: cytosol. Gene Ontology annotation, molecular function: D-xylulokinase activity. Bases 1 to 3705 code for a protein of 1234 amino acids. NCBI's taxonomy places the organism in Eukaryota, Choanoflagellata, Craspedida, Salpingoecidae. Gene Ontology annotation, biological process: xylulose metabolic process; D-xylose metabolic process. The record is from RefSeq and is a predicted model, not a curated record.